Lactuca sativa (garden lettuce) is the source of this 2982-nucleotide messenger RNA. Its product is annotated as putative receptor protein kinase ZmPK1. Gene Ontology annotation, molecular function: ATP binding; protein serine/threonine kinase activity. Lineage: Eukaryota; Viridiplantae; Streptophyta; Magnoliopsida; Asterales; Asteraceae. Gene Ontology annotation, biological process: protein phosphorylation; recognition of pollen. The record is from RefSeq and is a predicted model, not a curated record.
UGAAACGUGCAACUUUUAACCAUACGAGGGACAGUCCAAAUUAAUUUUUGAAAAUAGAGUCCUAAUUAAUUUUUGAAAAUAGGGACCGAACGAGGGAAGAUUCGUUUAAUUUACUCUUUAUUUUUUUUACGUUCCAACGGUCAAAAUGUGACGGUUUGCCACAAAUCAAUGCCAUUGGUCGUAAGAACACGUAACUGGCCUCAAUUCAUACAACUAUGAGACGGUGUUCACGCAUAAAGACUCCCGCCGCAUAACCCUUUACGCGUAAAAAUCUUCCCCAAACCCUUAGGCUUUACACUAUAAAAACCCAACAUCUUUCUGAAAAUUUAUCAAGCUAGAACAUGUGCUUGUACUUAUUCUAACAGCUGAAAUCAUGGCUGUACCUUUUUAUCAUCUUCUUGUUCUUACAAUAUCAAUACUAUCCCACAUACCAAUAUCAUCAUCGUCAUCAUCUUCUUCUUCUUUCUUAACUAAAGGAUCAUCUCUAUGUGUUGACAACGACGAUGAUAUUUUAGUUUCACCCAACGGAAUUUUCACCGCCGGUUUCCAUCAAGUCGGAGAGAAUGCUUAUGGCUUUGCUGUCUGGUUCUCAGAGCAACCCACAUCCCGGAGUCGUACAGUGGUCUGGAUGGCUAAUCGAGAUGCACCCGUAAACGGAAAACACUCGACGCUGUUCAUAUCGGAAGAUGGGAAUCUUGCUUUGACAGAUGCUGGUGAUAAUAGAAACGUCAUUUGGUCAACACAGACGAAGUCAACAUCUUCUUUACUGCAACUGCAACUCCAUAACACAGGUAACCUAGUGCUCAAUGGAGGAGAAGAAAACCCUCUUUGGCAAAGCUUUGAUCAUCCCACAGAUACCCUUCUUCCAAAUCAACUCUUCACUAAGAAAAUCCAACUUGUUUCUUCAAGAAGUUUCACUAAUUACUCUUCAGGGUUCUAUAAGCUCUUUUUUGAUAACGAUAGCAUUCUUCGACUUCUUUAUGAUGGCGUAAAAACAACUACAGUUUUCUGGCCUCAUCCGAGUUUAGGAACUUUGGAAGCUGGGAGAUUGCCGUAUGUGGAUAUUCAAAGAGCAAGCCUCGACUCGGAUGGUGAAUUCAACUCAUCUGAUGGUUUUCGUUUCAGAUCUGCUGAUUUUGGAUUGAGAGCGCAAAGAUUUAUGAAGAUCGACACAGAUGGCAACUUAAGAGUUUACAGUUUCGAUGAAAGAAGAUUGAAAUGGGAAGUUCAAUGGCAAGCUUUUUCUAACCCUUGCCAGAUUCAUGGUUCUUGUGGUCCAAACAGUCUUUGUUCUUAUUCUCCAGAUUUAGGAAGGAGAUGCGCUUGUUUACAUGGAUACAAGAUGGCGGAUUCUCAAGAUUGGAGUUAUGGGUGUGAUUCUGAAUUCCAGCCAUGCACGCAAAAUGGGUGUGAUGAUUUCAUUGAGCUUCGUCAUGUAGAAUUCUAUGGCUAUGAUCUUCGAUUGAUCAUCAACUGCACUCUUGAUGCUUGCAAGAAGGAUUGCUUAAAGGAUUACAAUUGCAGGGGGUUCCAAUUCGGAUGGACGAAAGGCAUCCCCUAUUGCUACAUAAAAGCUUCUUUGCAUAACGGGUAUCAAAUGGGAGGAAUCAAGGCUUUGAUGUAUAUCAAACUACCAAAGAGAUUAGUAUCAUCUUUUACUCAGAAAACCAUCAUCCAAUCAAGCUUUAUUUGUCCAGACGCUGUGCUCUCCCCCAUAAUGAGGACUUACAAGACAAAACAUGAUAUGACUCCGAAGUCGCUUGAAUUCAUGCUAUUAUUCGGAUGCAUGUUAGGGUUCAUUGAGAUCGUUUGUGUAGUGAUAUUCUGGUAUUGUAGCAGUAAACACUCAUCUACAACCACAACUGAGCAAACUUAUUUUCUGGCUGCUAUAGAGUUUCGAAGAUUCACAUACAGCGAGUUGAAGAAGGCAUCACGCAAUUUCAGUGAAGAGAUUGGGAGAGGUGGUGCUUCCAUCGUGUAUAAAGGCAGGUUAGCAGACAACAGGAUCGCAGCAAUUAAAAGGCUCACGAACACUAAUCGCCAAGGAGAAGCUGAGUUUCAAGCUGAAAUAAGCACGAUUGGGAGACUGAAUCACAUGAACUUGAUACAGACAUGGGGUUAUUGUGCUGAAGGAAAGCAUAGGCUUGUUGUAUAUGAGUAUAUGGAGAAAGGAUCAUUGGCUGAAAAUUUAAGCUCUGGUCAUAAACUUGAUUGGGCGACAAGGUUUGAUAUAGCAAAAGGUAUUGCAAAAGGGUUAGCUUAUUUACAUGAAGAAUGCUUGGAGUGGGUUCUACAUUGCGAUGUGAAACCCCAUAACAUAUUGUUGGAUGCGAAUUACAACCCUAAAGUUGCAGAUUUUGGUCUUUCCACAUUGUUGGAAAGAAGAAGUGGUAUCAACCAAUGGAACUUCUCCAUGAUACGAGGGACUCGAGGUUAUAUGGCUCCUGAAUGGGUUUUAAACCUUCCGAUUACCUCAAAAGUUGAUGUGUUUAGCUAUGGGGUGGUGAUAUUGGAGAUGAUAACAGGAAGAAGUCCAGCAAGCAUGAAUGAAAAUGACGAGAUUAAGCGUGCCCUAAUUGAUAGGGUGAGAGAUAGGAUUGAUGGGUUUGAUGAGAUUGUGGAUCCUUGGAUAAGGGACCAAUACGACGACACUGUGAUGGAGAAUCUGGUUAGAAUUGCAUUACAGUGUGUUGAAGAAGACAGAGAGGCAAGACCCUCAAUGAGACAAGUAGUUGAUAUGCUUCUCUAUGCCUGACUUUCAAGUGUAGAUUAAUAAAAGGGAUUUUGGUUUCUUUGAAAAUUAUCUAUGUUGGAUCCGGAUAAUUACAAAUUAAAACAAUAUCAUUUUUCACAAGGUUUUCAAGGUCGUUUUGCUCGGCAUCUUACUUAAGAUCGUUUUGCUUUUUGUAAGAUCAUUAUCGUAAAAUUGCAUCGGGAUCGAAAGAUCCUAUCAAAAUAAACUUAUAUUUAAAUUUGCUCUCA